AUGGCCAAUGAACCGGUGCAAGAUGUCACUGAGAAUCAGUUUCAGCAAUUGAUCAGUCUUUCUGGAAAUGAUCCGAAACAAUUGCAAAUUGCCUAUGAGACCCAUAGAAGCAACAGAAAUGCUCUUUUCAGAGAUCAAAUCUGUCAACCUGGAUUUUCUGAAUGGAAAGAAGAUGGGAUCCUAUCCAAAGUCCUCGAGGCAGAUAAGGGGUUGACAGACUUCGUGGACCCGAGACACAACCUUGCCUUUUGGGCGCGCCCGCCGCAGCAUAUCCGCGACUUGGUGUACAAGAUCCAGCAGGAGCUUGGUCCCUUGAUUGGACCUGGUCUCUGGCUCGUACCUCCAGAUAAUCUGCACAUGACCACGCUCGAGAUCAGGUCUUCAUUGACAGGGCCUGGAAUCGACGAGAUUGCCUCUUCUCUUGAGAUGAGCGGGGUUUUAACAGAGCUGGCAAACUACACUCUCACCCACCGUGCCCGGCUGGUCAAGCCAGUAAUCAGCUACGACACUUCUGCUAUUGCUCUGAGCUUUGUUCCCGCAGCUGGCGAGGAAGAUAGCAGUAUGUAUAGUGGAAAAGAUGAUCAGUUUACGUAUCAUCAUCUGCGGAGGGAUCUCUACAACAUCGUGACUCAAUCCGGCUGUCCAAUCGCGGCUCGGUACACCGUCCCGUCUGCGCAUAUCACCAUUGCGCGCUUCGUUGCGGCUAGUGACACCCAAGAAGGGGACUACUCAGAUUCUCCAGAGAAAUUUGAGAAGAAAGCAUCACAACUUAUUCAUAAGAUUGAGGAUCUCAACCACGAACUCCGCUCAAAUGUGUGGAGGAGAUUGGGGGACCCAUCUGAAGGGCAAUGGGUGAUAGGUCACGAAAAGGGGUUGGAGUUGAUGAAGGGUCGAACGUGCGCCAACCCGAUAGGGCCUAAGCGAGUGAAAUCCCACAACCCAACAAUCGCACUUGCUCUCCUCCGACAAGCGACAAUCCAACGACCACCACCCAGCUAUCCGGCCAAGUCAGUCAAAAUGGUCAACAUUCCCAAAACCCGCCGGACGUACUGCAAGUCCAAGGAGUGCCACAAGCACCAACAGCACAAGGUCACCCAGUACAAGGCUGGCAAGGCCUCCCUCUUCGCCCAGGGUAAGCGCCGUUACGACCGGAAGCAGAGUGGUUACGGUGGUCAGACCAAGCCCGUCUUCCACAAGAAGGCCAAGACCACCAAGAAGGUCGUCCUGCGUCUCGAGUGCACUGCUUGCAAGGCCAAGAAGCAGCUCGCCCUGAAGCGCUGCAAGCACUUCGAGCUGGGUGGUGACAAGAAGACCAAGGGUGCUGCCCUCGUUUUCUAG
Molecule: messenger RNA, 1338 nt
Organism: Penicillium griseofulvum
Lineage: Eukaryota; Fungi; Ascomycota; Eurotiomycetes; Eurotiales; Aspergillaceae
Product: 60S ribosomal eL42 domain-containing protein
Exons: 7
Coding region: 1-1338 (445 amino acids)
Biological process (GO): translation
Cellular component (GO): cytosolic large ribosomal subunit; ribosome
Molecular function (GO): structural constituent of ribosome
Source: RefSeq, a predicted model, not a curated record